UAUAUUUUACUGUGGGCCCAUUGCUGUUCUUCUCCCUCCCUCCCGUGUCCGCUGUAAAUUUCUCCCCGAAUUUCGUCCCUCGCAUCCUCAAAUUCGCUGCUCCCUCCCAUCAUCGGCGGCCUCACCGUCGGCGACGGGACACAACAAGCCUUCUCUCCGUCGACUCCCUACCUCCCCUACUGGUCCUGGACUGGCGUGGGGUCGAGAUCCAGCCCGGACUUGGCUUGAUUUCUCCUCCUCCUUUCGUUGGGAUAAAACUGUGAAGCGCCUACGCCGCAUCAUCAUUUUCGCAGUCACUUUGAUAAUUUCAAAGAUAGGCACCCUGCUAGUCUUCCUGGUUAUUUCAUCACAAUGAGAACACACGAACGAGCUGCCAAUUUGGCUCUUGCAGGUUUGAGCUUGGCACCACUUUUGGUUAAAGUAAACCCAAAUGUGAAUGUGAUAUUGACAGCAUGUCUUACUGUCUAUGUGGGUUGUUACCGUUCUGUCAAGCUGACUCCACCCUCUGAGACAAUGUCCAAGGAGCAUGCUAUGCGGUUCCCUUUAGUGGGGAGUGCUGUGCUUUUGUCACUGUUCCUUCUAUUCAAGUUUCUCUCGAAAGACUUGGUCAAUGCUGUGCUCACUGCCUACUUUUUCAUUCUUGGCAUUGUUGCUCUCUCUGCAACGUUGCUUCCUUCUAUAAAACAUUUUCUUCCGAAAGAUUGGAAUGAUAAUGUCAUAGUUUGGCGGGCUCCAUAUUUCCACUCACUCUCAGUGGAGUUCACCAAGUCCCAGAUUGUUGCUUCAAUCCCAGGAUUUUUCUUUUGCAUGUGGUAUGCCGCUAAGAAGCAUUGGCUAGCAAACAAUGUUUUGGGAAUUUCUUUCUGUAUUCAGGGAAUUGAGAUGCUUUCUCUGGGAUCAUUCAAAACUGGUGCUAUUCUCUUGGCUGGACUUUUUGUGUAUGACAUUUUCUGGGUGUUCUUCACUCCAGUUAUGGUCAGUGUGGCUAAAUCUUUUGAUGCUCCAAUAAAGCUUCUGUUUCCAACCUCAGAUGUUGCACGGCCGUUCUCUAUGCUUGGCCUUGGUGACAUUGUAAUACCUGGUAUAUUUGUUGCACUUGCCCUACGUUUUGAUGUUUCAAGGGGUAUCAAGAACCGUUAUUUCAACAGUGCAUUUUUGGGGUACACUCUGGGUUUGACAGUGACUAUCAUUGUAAUGAACUGGUUUCAAGCCGCACAGCCUGCUCUGUUAUACAUUGUUCCUGGUGUGAUUGGUUUUGUUGCCGUUCACUGUUUGUGGAAUGGAGAAGUAAAACAGCUACUGGAGUUUGACGAGUCCAAAGCUGAAGCGGAGGAAGCUGGCGAGAAAGAAGAUGAUGACAGUACCAGACAAAACAAAAAGGAGGACUAGCGCCCUAACUAGUUAGCAUUCAGGUCUCAAAGAGAAGAAAAGGACGACUAAAAUUUCAUGGGAGGUCGUCGCAGCUAAAUAGGCUUCAGGACCUUUGAUACCGGCUCACUUAAAGAAUUUAUAAAUGAUUCACAUGAUAGAACUUUUUUGCUUCGAGAACUAUUUGGCCUGGUGAGCGGGGGAGGGAAUAGAUGCUGAGGGACUUGCGAUAUGAUCCAUUUAUCUAACUUUUUCUGUCA
Messenger RNA from Phragmites australis (common reed), 1628 nucleotides. Its product is annotated as signal peptide peptidase 1-like. Lineage: Eukaryota; Viridiplantae; Streptophyta; Magnoliopsida; Poales; Poaceae. The record is from RefSeq and is a predicted model, not a curated record. Gene Ontology annotation, cellular component: lumenal side of endoplasmic reticulum membrane; cytoplasmic side of endoplasmic reticulum membrane; membrane. The transcript has 12 exons. Bases 352 to 1389 code for a protein of 345 amino acids. Gene Ontology annotation, molecular function: aspartic endopeptidase activity, intramembrane cleaving. Gene Ontology annotation, biological process: membrane protein proteolysis.